ACCUUUUGCAUUUAUCAAGUAACAAGCGAGUCCCACAUAAAUCAUGCUGUUAAAAUGGCUAUAUCUGGGUCUGAUCUUAAUCGUUUUUACUCCUCACAUCAGCAGUCGUAAAGCAAUCUGUUUUUUGCCGAAAAAAACUGGCAUUGGUAAAACUUCUAAGAUAAAAUGGUACUAUGACACCAAUUGGGAAACUUGUCGGAGAUUUAGGUUUUUUGGAAACCGAGCUAAUAGAAAUGCAAAUAACUUUAGUACAUGGAGAAUAUGCAGGUUGAAUUGUAUGUAAAGUGUAAUUAGAGGAAAAAAAUAUUCAAAUCGUAAUAUUUAACAUCUUCUUAUAUUUUAAGCUAAUAUUCAUUGUGAUUUAAACAAGUUUUCCUGAUAACUUCUGUUAAAGAGUUAUUUUUUUACCUAUAGUUGUAACACUCUGUUAACAGUUUUUGUAAUAAAUUUUCUUUUUCUAAAAGCCGAAAAUGUAAGAUCAAAUAAAUAGCAGAUGAUAUCGAACGACAAAGUAUCAAAAUAUUUGUUUAUGAUUAGCACUCCGAAACGAACAGUUAAGUUUGUUUAUAGCACCUGAUUUAAUAUCGGCUGGUAGUUUGGAAGCAAACGUUGAUGGUAUAAAAGCCAUUAAUAAAUGUUUGUUCAUGUUGGUUUCAAUUGUUUCACCAUGCUGUUGAAGUUUUCGUACCUUGUUAUGCUUUUGGUGUUCUAUUUUCACCUGACUCAUUCGAUUAAGCGAAGAUGCCAGCCGCUGGGAGAGGGCACAGGAAAAGCCUACCUGCGCAAUUGGUUCUACAACUCCACAUCGCAUAGGUGUUCAAGGUUCAUCUUCUUUGGCGGUGCGAGUAAUGGCAACAACGUUGAUACCCAAGCUCGGUGUCGCAAAAUGUGCCUAGCCCAACUGCCUAUGUCACUUAAUAUUUCAGCCAGUGAUGAUGGAGCUUAAAAAGAACAAAGAUUCGAAUCAAGUACAAAAUAAUAAAUGAGACUUAAAUAAAAGUUAAAAGUUAAGGCGAA
Drosophila elegans is the source of this 1017-nucleotide messenger RNA. RefSeq names its product PI-actitoxin-Afv2a. Gene Ontology annotation, molecular function: serine-type endopeptidase inhibitor activity. The record is from RefSeq and is a predicted model, not a curated record. Lineage: Eukaryota; Metazoa; Arthropoda; Insecta; Diptera; Drosophilidae.